Aspergillus luchuensis is the source of this 324-nucleotide messenger RNA. RefSeq lists its product as uncharacterized. NCBI's taxonomy places the organism in Eukaryota, Fungi, Ascomycota, Eurotiomycetes, Eurotiales, Aspergillaceae. The record is from RefSeq and is a predicted model, not a curated record. The transcript has 3 exons. The coding region runs from base 1 to 324 and encodes 107 amino acids.
AUGGUUCGGAAGGGAGCUAUUAUCGACAAGUCGGAUCAGUUGUGUGCAUUAGUCAUGUGCGCCGAGCCACAUUCCUGCUCGGCUGUUCACCAUCACGGUGAGCAGGAUACUAUCGUUUAUGCCGCAAAGGGCCAUGGUUCCAUUGUAUUCGAUGGAGGAAAGCAGCGCAAAGACCUCUCCCCAGGUGACUUUGCUAUCAUUCCUGCUCACACUGAGCACCAGGAGAUGAACCAAUCAGACCAGGAUGUCGAAUGGGUUAUCACUAGAGCAGGAAGAAAGCCGAUCACGGUGAACCUGGAAGGUUGGUCUAAUCCCUCUAGCUGA